UGCUAUCGAGUACUGUAACUUUGUCGCCGAGGCUUGUCAUGGCUGACAACCCUUCAAUUCGCAACGUCUUUUCUCUUUGUAUUCUCAUAACUUGGUUUCUUGUUAUAUUGCCUUGAUACGGUUCCGCCCGAAGCAAGGACUCGCAAUUGCCGCCCUCCCGCUAACGACAGCACCAUGGCUACCCUUGCCAACUCGUUCUCACAGACCUCCGAUGCGCCGGCUAUCAUUGUUCCUGGCCGACCGUCAUUGACGAUCACGUAUACGCAGCUAUGCGCUGAGGUCGCUUCGUUCCAGCGGAAACUCGCAUCUCUCGGUAUAUCACCCGCGUCAGCAGUCUCAAUUGCCCUUCCGAACACCUACGAAUUCAUCGUGGCUUUCAUUGCAGCGUCAUGGCAAAGAGCGAUCGCUGCACCACUCAAUCCCUCUUACAAGCAAGAUGAGUUCGAGUUCUACAUUGAUGAUCUCAGCUCGGCUGUCACGCUGGUACCCAAAGGAGCAUACCAACAAGAUGCCGCGGCUGUAAGAGCAGCACGCAAAUAUAAGGCGGCUAUUGCGGAAUGCUACUGGAAUGGUAAUGAGGUGGUCCUAGAUGUGAAAGAGAAGGGGAAGCUGGAAUCAAAAGGGGCUCAGCGAUUGGAGGGAGCGCAGCCAGAUGAUGUUGCUCUGGUCCUGCACACGAGCGGAACCACUGGGCGGCCGAAAGCUGUUCCAUUGACUCAUAGAAACUUGACUCGGACCAUGGGAAAUAUACAACGCACAUACAGCCUCACCACUAGAGAUCGGACGAUGCUUGUGAUGCCCUUAUUUCAUGUCCACGGACUUCUGGCUGGUUUUCUUGCCCCAUUAGCAUCCAGCGGAUCUGUGAUUGUACCUCUGAAGUUCUCUGCCUCUGACUUCUGGCGAGACUUCAUAGAGCACAAAGCCAACUGGUACACUGCGGUGCCCACUAUACAUCAGAUUCUGCUGAAGACUCCACUCCCAAGUCCAAUUCCAGACAUUCGUUUCAUUCGCUCGUGUUCGUCUCCUUUGUCGCCAAAGACAUUCCAUGAGAUCGAGAAGAGCUUCAAUGCACCCGUACUCGAAGCGUAUGCAAUGACCGAAGCAGCACAUCAGAUGACAUCGAAUCCCUUACCUCCUGGCAAGAGACAGCCCGGAAGCGUAGGUAUCGGUCAAGGAGUCGAAAUCAAGAUUCUUGACCAAGAAGGUAACGAAGUUCCCCAGGGCUCAGAGGCAGAAAUCUGUAUCCGCGGGGAGAACGUGACCAAAGGAUAUCUGAAUAACCCCGAGGCAAACAAAACGUCUUUCACGCGAGGAGGCUUCUUCCGCACUGGCGACCAAGGCAAGAAAGAUGCCGAUGGCUACGUGAUCAUCACAGGCCGCAUCAAAGAGCUCAUCAACAAGGGUGGAGAGAAGAUCAGCCCAAUUGAGCUCGACAACGUCGUCGCCCAGCAUGCAGCUGUUGCAGAAGCUGUCAGCUUCGCAAUAGAAGACGAGAUGUACGGUCAGGAUGUCGGUCUUGCCGUGGUGCUUAAAGAAGGAGGCAAGCUUUCUGCAGAUGAAUUGAGGGGUUGGAUGAAAGACAGGGUUGCGAAGUUCAAACUGCCGAAGAAGAUAUAUUUUACAGAUAUCAUGCCCAAGACAGCAACUGGCAAGGUUCAACGGCGGAUGGUUGCUGAUGCUAUGUCGAAACGCGAGAAGAGACCUGCGAAGCUAUGAGGUGAAGCAUUAUAUGGAGACCACAUUGAUGAGGCAUAAACAGUUAGAGCGCUUGCAGAUAGACGUAGUGGGCUAUAUAGAUCAUCCACUGCUACUUCAACACGUACACAAAUGCUU
Molecule: messenger RNA, 1833 nt
Organism: Pseudovirgaria hyperparasitica
Lineage: Eukaryota; Fungi; Ascomycota; Dothideomycetes; Acrospermales; Acrospermaceae
Product: acetyl-CoA synthetase-like protein
Exons: 4
Coding region: 175-1716 (513 amino acids)
Biological process (GO): fatty acid metabolic process
Molecular function (GO): medium-chain fatty acid-CoA ligase activity
Source: RefSeq, a predicted model, not a curated record